Messenger RNA from Daldinia caldariorum, 2276 nucleotides. RefSeq names its product serine carboxypeptidase S28-domain-containing protein. The record is from RefSeq and is a predicted model, not a curated record. The transcript is spliced from 7 exons. Gene Ontology annotation, molecular function: serine-type exopeptidase activity; dipeptidyl-peptidase activity. Gene Ontology annotation, biological process: proteolysis. Bases 224 to 1840 code for a protein of 538 amino acids. Lineage: Eukaryota; Fungi; Ascomycota; Sordariomycetes; Xylariales; Hypoxylaceae.
UCCUAAUUGAGGAAUCGUUUGCGUUACUUCUUAUCGUAUCUGGCAAACCCGGGCCAAGGUAGCGAGCGCACUACGCAAGUUGACGUGCUCGGAGAUGGUCUCUAUUCGGGUAAGGCCCUCCUCCGCUGCCGCCGAUCCGGGAUCUCCAUAGCAUAUAAUUCCCAACCUUGGCACACGUUGCUAUCCGUCUUCUUGGUAACCGCAUCGCCUCGGCCAAGAAAACAUGAAGCUGCAUUGGUUGUCCGUUGGUCUCUUGGCCGCCCUGUCUCAGGACGCCGGCGCAUUGCAAGUAAAGCGUGAGACGACGACGACGACGACAUCUCGGGAUAAGCUUCAAUAUGGCGUCCACUACUUCGAUCAGAAGAUCAACCACUUUCCCGACAAUGAGCUGUUCUCCAAGUCCAAUCUGAGCCGUGGCACCUUUAAGCAGCGAUACUACUUCGACAGCUCUUAUUAUAAGCCUGGCGGACCUGUUUACUUAUACAUCUCGGGAGAGACUAGUGGUCCUAGCAGGUUCUCGAAUCUACAGACGGGGAUUAUCCAAAUAUUGAUGCAGGCUACAAAUGGCUUAGGUGUCAUUCUUGAGAACCGUUACUACGGAGCUUCAUACCCCUUCAAGACCAGCACUACGGAUGAGCUACUCUUCCUCACCACAAACCAGACCAUAGCUGAUAACGCCUACUUUGCUCAACAUGCCGUGUUCCCCGGCGUCAAUGGAAGCCUCACCGCACCCAACACGCCGUGGAUACUGUACGGCGGCAGCUUGGCAGGAGCUCAGACCGCCGCAUCAAUCAAAGUGCACGGGGAUGUUCUCUACGGUGGCAUUGCCUCCUCUGCUCCGAUCAAAGUGAACGUAGGCUACCCCGAAUGGUAUAACCCCAUCCAGAAAUAUGCUCCCCAGGACUGUGUUGCGCGGAUCAAUAAGAUUGUCGACAACUUCGACCUCCUCGUGGCUAAGAACCACACCAAGGCGAUCAAGCAGUUCAAGGCUCUGUUCGGCCUCGAAUCUCUAACAGAUAACCGAGACUUUGCAGCGGCUAUUGCGGAUCCUAUAGGGAAUCCUGGAUUCUACCACUCGAAUACGUGGCAGGAGCUGAAUUGGAACUCUACCUACGGAUCAAGAGACUUCUUCUACUUUUGUGGCAACGUUUCCGAUAUCGAUCCUCCGGCAGAGCAUACCCAAGUAGACUAUGCCUUAGCGAAUUACACCAAGGGCGAACCUUGGACCGGUCUCGGUAAUUAUGCCAAUUACAUAAAGCGGUAUACCCUCCCGCUGUGCCCCUCAGGGGACUAUAACAGCAAUGAUUGCUGGGGGACUCAAAACGCCACAGCAUGGGCUAGCAUAGAAAACAGCUCUACACGCUCCUAUCUCUACACGAGCUGCAUAGAACAGGGGGCGUACAUCUCCGCGCCGAAAGAAGGCCCGUCCCUCCUAUCCCGCGUCGUCGACACGGACUACGAGCAGCAAUGGUGCCGCUGGGCGUUCCCGGCGGGGGCGUACAACGCGAUCCCGGCGACGCCGGACGUGGACGCGUACAACGACUUCGGGGGGUAUGAGUUCUCGGCGGACCGGCUGGCGUUCAUCGACGGGGACCAGGACGUGUGGAACGACCUGUGCUACCACUCAAGCCUGGCGCCGCGGCGCGACCUCUUGUCGUCGUCGCCGGACCUGCACCCGGAGCUGCUGGUCGCGGGCGCCGGCCACCACUGGGACUCGUACGGGAUCCUGGACGUGCGGGCCGAGCCGCAGUUUAUCCGGGAGGCGCACGAGUGGGAGAUUCGGACCGUGAGGAAGUGGUUGAGGGAGUUUGGUCGGUGGAAGGCGUCGAAGAAGCUGUGAAGAGAUGUAUAUAUAUGGCGGGAGCUAGAGCUGGGACGACGGGUGCAAGGAGGUAGUAUAUUUCUAGUAAUAGAUGAUGUUCGUCCCGUACCAGGUACCUAUAUGAUUUAAUGGGAAAUAGCUAAAAAAAAAAAGGAUAUGAAGCAAGUAUGAUGAACUCGUCGUCACAGUGGUGGUGGGCCCUGCUUUCAUGAGAUUUGUAUAGACCUCCUGAGUAGGGGCUAAUUUCCCAAUUUCAAGUGAAAUUUUUACUCCUUGGAGUGUGUAACAAUCUUUUCCGACAUGUUCUGAAACAAGUAACUGAUAUACGUUAUUUUCUUAUGCGGCGAGUAAGAGGAUUGGAUGAUAUAAAACUCCCGUUAGGCAUUUAUACUGGUCUCAUCUCUCUUAAACACCACGUUUCGUAUGUUAUUCGUUUGCUAUCUGCUUGAUCCUA